AUGUUUUCAAACAUCUUCAUACUCUUGGCCAUUCUAAUUUCCAUUUCGGAAGCAAGUGAUAAAUUCACUUUCGAUUUGACAAUCACAUGUCGUCAUACUGAAAGGCCAAAAUUCUGGUAUGAAGUUGAUUUCAUUGAAAAUGAUACUGCAUCGUGAGUCUCAAGACAUUCUCAAUUUUUUGAAAAAAUAAACAUGUUUUAGACCUGGUGAUCGAAUGAAGAAACCAUAUUCCGAAGAAAUCCCAACAGGAACUAAAAAAAUUCAAUUUAUCGGUUCUCAAGAUGGCGAUGAAAAUUUCUCGAAAGGAUACAGUAUUUCUGCAAUUUUUGAACAUGAUUGUACACCAGAAAGAUCUCGAACCAAAGUCAAUUUCAGAUUCACAGAUUUUUGCAAAAUCGGAAGAGAUUGUACUAUUAGAUUCGAUGCUGAUUUGACUGACAAACAAGGAUUAAUUAAUGCUAAAGCGAGAAUAUCCUAUUUUGCUUGA
Caenorhabditis angaria is the source of this 487-nucleotide messenger RNA. The record is from the annotation of a GenBank genome assembly. NCBI's taxonomy places the organism in Eukaryota, Metazoa, Nematoda, Chromadorea, Rhabditida, Rhabditidae.